GGGGAGUGUGAUAUGUGUAUUUGUUUUCUUCCUUCUGUGUUUUCUGGAAACAUUAGUGUUGUCUUUCUCGGAGCACCCAAAAUGCCGCCUAAAUUUGACCCUUCUCAGGUCGUCGAUGUCUUUGUCCGGGUCACCGGUGGCGAAGUCGGUGCGGCCAGCUCCCUGGCUCCGAAAAUUGGGCCGCUCGGUCUCUCCCCUAAAAAGAUUGGUGAAGACAUCGCUAAGGAGACCGCCAAGGACUGGAAGGGCCUUCGCGUCACCGUCAAACUCACGGUGCAGAAUCGCCAGGCCAAGGUGACUGUUGUUCCAUCGGCGGCGGCUUUGGUCAUCAAAGCACUUAAGGAGCCAGAGAGAGACAGGAAGAAGACUAAGAAUAUCAAGCACAGCGGGAACAUCUCGCUCGAUGAUGUAAUUGAGAUCGCGAAGGUUAUGAGGCCAAGAUCGAUGGCGAAGGAUCUGAGUGGAACUGUGAAGGAGAUUUUGGGAACUUGCGUCUCGGUUGGGUGUACGGUCGAUGGCAAGAAUCCUAAGGAUUUGCAGCAAGAGAUUACUGAUGGUGAAGUUGAGGUGCCGCUUGACUGAGAGAUCACUUGUCACAAAUAAACAUUGAAAACCUUGGUUGUUCAGAAUUAAUUUAUGUUGCUGGUGCACUGCACUGAGGGCUGCUGCCAUAGAUGUGUCAAUUGUAAAGAGAUUUUUCAACCUCUGAAAUGUGCGCAUUGUUUAUUUCUUCCCUUGUGCAUAUGGAGAUGAUGCUGAAUGUAAUGUUGCUCGUUUAUGAGGAUUGUGGUGUUGCCUUGUUGGAUUGUUUUCUUUUGAACUGAGGGUAAACAUUUUUAAAAUUUCCUGGAUUCAGUUACUUUCUGUAUGCCAUUUCUUGGUUUUAUGUUGCAUCUCUUCCUUUCUGUUUUGAUGUA
Hevea brasiliensis (rubber tree) is the source of this 917-nucleotide messenger RNA. Its product is annotated as 60S ribosomal protein L12. Gene Ontology annotation, cellular component: ribosome; cytosolic large ribosomal subunit. The transcript has 2 exons. Gene Ontology annotation, biological process: translation. Gene Ontology annotation, molecular function: large ribosomal subunit rRNA binding; structural constituent of ribosome. Bases 13 to 582 code for a protein of 189 amino acids. The record is from RefSeq and is a predicted model, not a curated record. NCBI's taxonomy places the organism in Eukaryota, Viridiplantae, Streptophyta, Magnoliopsida, Malpighiales, Euphorbiaceae.